Messenger RNA from Octopus sinensis (East Asian common octopus), 381 nucleotides. Its product is annotated as protein FAM200A-like. Bases 1 to 381 code for a protein of 126 amino acids. The record is from RefSeq and is a predicted model, not a curated record. The transcript has a single exon. Lineage: Eukaryota; Metazoa; Mollusca; Cephalopoda; Octopoda; Octopodidae.
AUGAAUUUUCCUUCUUGGUUAACUCAACCGCUUCUGAUUAACGUUUCUGAUGCUACAAUCCAAUACCAAGAAGAGUUAUCAGAAUUACAACAUGAUGAAUCAGUGAAGACUUUGUUUAAAUUGAAAGGUACAAAGAUGUGGCUAUAUGACGAGGUUGAAAGAAAAUAUCCUAAAAUUUCUACAUCAGCGAGAGAGCUACUGAUUCCUUUCCCUUCGUCUUAUUUGGUCGAAUGUGGUUUUAGUGCAGUUGAUAAUUUGCUCGAAGCCAAGAGAAACCGGCUUGAGAUUACAAAACAUGGCGAUUUACGACUGAAAUUAACAAAGUUGUCUCCUCAAAUUAAAAACUUGUGCUGUAUGCAUCAGGCACAGGGUUCUCACUAA